AUGCAGCAGGAGCGUGGGGGGCAGAGCCCGGGACCCCCCGAGACCGAGGUCAAGGUGGUCGUCGUCGGGGAUGGGGGCUGCGGGAAGACGUCUCUGCUGGUGGCCUUCGCCAGGGGAGACUUCCCCAAGGUGUAUGUCCCCACCGUGUUUGAGAAGUACACAGCCUCCAUCCAGCUUGGCGGCAAGCCCGUGACGAUCCACCUUUGGGACACAGCAGGACAGGAAGACUAUGACAGGCUUCGUCCCUUGUCCUACGCCAACGCCAACGUCGUCCUCAUCUGCUUUGACGUCACCAGCCCCAACAGCUAUGAAAAUAUCCUCACCAAGUGGUACCCAGAGGUGAACCACUUCUGCAAGGGUGUCCCGGUGCUGCUGGUGGGCUGCAAGACCGACCUGCGGCGGGACCAGGAGGUGCUGGCCAAGCUGCAGGAGGGACGCCUGGAGCCCAUCUCCUACCAGCAGGGAGAGGCCAUGGCCCGGCAGGUCCGCGCUGUGUCCUACUUGGAGUGCUCGGCCAGGUACCAGGAGAACGUUGGGGACAUCUUCGUGAGGGCCUGCGCUGCUGCCCUCCACGCUGCGCGCCGCAGCCAGCGCCGGAGGCGACCCCGCAGGGGCUGCGUGCUCUGCUGA
This is a messenger RNA of Dryobates pubescens (Downy woodpecker), 630 nucleotides long. RefSeq names its product ras homolog family member D (gene RHOD). Gene Ontology annotation, biological process: small GTPase-mediated signal transduction; cell migration. Bases 1 to 630 code for a protein of 209 amino acids. Lineage: Eukaryota; Metazoa; Chordata; Aves; Piciformes; Picidae. The transcript is spliced from 5 exons. The record is from RefSeq and is a predicted model, not a curated record. Gene Ontology annotation, molecular function: GTPase activity; GTP binding.